AUGCUGCAAAGCGACAAGUCGACGAGCAAGCAUUUCGCGUUUGACCCGGUCAAGAUCCACGACCCGCUUGCUCAAGGCAUUGCCGUGGCCAUGUCCCAGCGGCUCUCGUCCUCGGCGCGACGACCUGUCUUUCAACGCAACAUGAAGCUGGUCGGGAUGGUGCUGGAGCUGCCGUCGCUGCUGCUUGCGCCGCUCUCGCUGGCGUUUAAAGCUGCGGGUAUGCACAACGUGGUCGAGGAGUGGCUCGCGCACCUGCCCAUGCACACCGAGAUCAUCAAUUUGGGAAUCGCGGCGGCGUGCGGCGUAUUGAUUUUGUUUCUGCGGUUCCGAAGCGCCUCGUCCCAUUUUUGCGAAGAGCUACUGCAUGAAUACGUCUACCCCAUCACACUGGACGUGCUCUACAUCCCGCUCAUGUUUACGUUCCUGCGUCUCACGACAUGUCCCGACGACGUGCGCUACCGCAUCGCGCUGCCUGGCGGCAUCACCUGCCAAUGCAUCGACUGGUUUGGUCUCUACUCGUCAGUUGGCCUCGUGAGCUUUGUGCUCAUGUAUGCUGGCGCUCUUCGGUUCAAAAUCUACAUUGAGCCGCUGAGCACGUCCAUGGAUUUCGAGUUCCAGAGCGGGUACCAGAUCAUCAUGGUCAUGGCGCGCACGAUCGACCCCCUCGUCGCGAUGCUCGUCAAUAGCUUGGACCUCAAGACGCACGUCAGUCAAGCCGUUAGCAUCCUCCUCGCGUACCUGGCAGUCAUGUUGCUGCUUCUCGUCUACUCGUACAAAACACAGCCGUGCAUUGGCAGUGGACGCGUCCCCAACAACAUCCGCGUGCUGUCCUUUUCGUGCGCGAUAUACGCGACGCUGUGCGGUCUCAUGCACCUUGCGGUGGGCGGGCCGCACAACAACCUGUACUACGCGCUCGCAGCGCUGCCGGGCGUCGGUGGCCUCUCGUGGGUCAUCAACAGUCGUCGAGCGCGGCACUUUCACAUCCCCGACGUCUCCAUCUUGACGUUGCUGCAGUCGCCGGAGCCCCAGCCUUUUACGUGGACGCCGCCAAGUUGCACCCGCUCGACCACGAAGGCAUUUUGA
Messenger RNA from Saprolegnia diclina VS20, 1083 nucleotides. RefSeq lists its product as hypothetical. The record is from RefSeq and is a predicted model, not a curated record. Bases 1 to 1083 code for a protein of 360 amino acids. The transcript is spliced from 8 exons. NCBI's taxonomy places the organism in Eukaryota, Oomycota, Saprolegniomycetes, Saprolegniales, Saprolegniaceae.